Lycium ferocissimum is the source of this 1244-nucleotide messenger RNA. RefSeq lists its product as uncharacterized. NCBI's taxonomy places the organism in Eukaryota, Viridiplantae, Streptophyta, Magnoliopsida, Solanales, Solanaceae. The transcript is spliced from 3 exons. Bases 241 to 930 code for a protein of 229 amino acids. The record is from RefSeq and is a predicted model, not a curated record.
AAGGGGUUUGUUCGUAAUCGAUCUAAUCCAGAAGGAUCAAUAGCGGAGGGAUUUUUGGCCGAAGAGUGUUUAACCUUUUGUUCGAGAUACCUACAUGAUGGGGUGAAGACAAAAUUUAGUAGGUAUCAGACCGAGGAUGAUGAGGGCAUUCAAACAAAGGAAGAUGACUUUUCACAUAUAUUUCCUAAGACAGGCCAUCCAAUUGGAAGUAAGAAGACAAGGAAAGGCAAGACUUUUGACAUGGAUAGUCAUGAGUGGUUUGAAGCACAUCGGUAUGCUUUGUUCAAUACUGGAGAUGAACAAGUAGAGACAUUUAUCAAGGAACAUAAGAAUAUAAUUGAUAAACAUGCUAGAGGAAAUGCAUGGGUAAAAGCACAGAUUCAUAGUCGAGAAUUCAGUGAUUGGUUUAAAGAGAAAGUUAAAAAGGUUAAAGUGCCCAAUCAUUUAAUAUGGCUAUCUUAUGGGCCUAAUGAAGUGGCAAAAAGAUAUAGUGGAUAUUUCAUUAAUGGAUACCAAUUUCAUAAGAUGCAACGGGAUGCUCGAUGCAAGACUCAAAAUAAUGGAGUGACUUUGUCAGCAACAACAGAUAGUUUUGCUAGUGCUAGGGACCAAAAUCCCGUUGAUGGAAUGGUUACCUAUUAUGGAGUUAUUCAGGAUAUCAUUGAGAUUGAUUAUUGGGGUUGUUUUAGUGUUGUACUAUUUAGAUGUGAUUGGUUUCAUAACGAGAUCGAUGGAUAUGGGUUGACUCGGGUAUACUUCAAGAAAAAAUGCAGCACGGAUGACCCUUUUGUACUAGCAUCUCAAGUGCAUCAAAUUUUUUAUGUGGAGGAUCCAAUUGAGAAAGAGGUUUAUUAUGCAAGAAAUAAAGUCCCUGUUGAUUUGUAUGAUUUGGCGGAAGAGAAUUGUCCUAAUAUUGAAGAAACAUUUUAGGGGGAGCUUAAUGAUGACAUUGGCUCAUCAGAGAGAUUACCCGAUGUUGAUGUCAGAUGGUCGAGAGAAGAUCUCCUUGUUGACAUCAUUGACGUGCCUUCCCUUGCACAUCAUUCACAAGAUGUAACUAUAGAAACAUCGGAAGAGGAGGAUGACUUUGAUGAUACUAAUUGGGAUUGGAUGGAGCCUGAUGAUUGACAAAGGAUCUACUGAACUUAUUCAAUUAUAUACUCUUCAUCAUUUUUUGUAUAUCCAUAUUUCUGCAAUAUCUCUGAGGACUCUUUAACUUCAUAGCAGACCAACAAAAUUUCAGG